UGACACGUUUGCUGUCAAACGUCAAACAUUACCUGUCCUGCUUCACUCGCUUGUGGCUUCCAAGUUCCACGAUUACAUUUUUAUAAUACUGUGUUUAGCUAUCGCGACAAUACUUUUUAAAUAAAACAUGCCAUUACGCCUGGACAUCAAGAGGAAGCUGACGGCGCGGAGUGACCGCGUGAAAUGUGUGGACCAGCACCCCACAGAGCCCUGGCUACUGUGUUCUCUGUACAGCGGGGAUGUCAAUAUAUGGAACUAUGAGACACACACACAGAUUAAAAGAUUUGAGGUGUGCGAUUUGCCCGUGCGGGCCGCAAAGUUUGUGCCCAGGAAGAACUGGGUCAUCACAGGCUCAGACGACAUGCAGAUCAGGGUGUUCAACUAUAACACAUUGGAGAGAGUGCACGCCUUCGAGGCGCACUCGGAUUAUGUGAGAUGCAUCGUGGUACAUCCCACACUGCCUUACAUAUUGACUAGCAGCGACGACUUGCUCAUCAAGCUGUGGAACUGGGACCGGGGCUGGGCCUGCCAGCAGGUGUUCGAGGGACACACGCACUACGUCAUGCAGGUCGUCAUCAACCCCAAAGACAACAACACCUUCGCCAGCGCCAGUCUCGACACAACUGUCAAGGUGUGGCAGCUGGGCUCCACCAUAUCCAACUUCACGUUGGAGGGACACGACAAGGGAGUGAACUGCGUCGACUACUACCACGGCGGGGACAAGCCCUACCUGAUAAGCGGCGCCGACGACCGACUGGUCAAGAUAUGGGACUAUCAGAACAAGACGUGCGUGCAGACUCUGGAAGGACACGCGCAGAACGUGACGGCGGUGUGUUUCCACCCGGAGCUGCCGGUGCUGCUGACGGGGUCCGAGGACGGCACCGUGCGGGUGUGGCACGCCGGCACCUACCGCCUCGAGUCCUCGCUCAACUACGGCUUCGAGCGCGUCUGGACUUUGUGCGCCAUGCACCGCUCCAACAACGUGGCCGUCGGAUACGACGAGGGCACCAUCAUGAUAAAAGUGGGCAGAGAGGAGCCCGCCAUAUCCAUGGACGUGAACGGAGGAAAGAUCAUUUGGGCGAAACACUCGGAGCUGCAGCAGGUGAACCUGAAGGCGCUGCCGGAGGGCGCGGAGCGGGCGGACGGGGAGCGGGUGCCGGUGGCUGCGAAGGAGAUGGGCGCGUGCGAGAUCUACCCGCAGAGCAUCGCGCACAACCCCAACGGGCGCUUCGUGGUGGUGUGCGGCGACGGCGAGUACAUCAUCUACACGGCGAUGGCGCUCCGCAACAAGGCGUACGGCGCCGCGCAGGAGUUCGUGUGGGCGCACGACUCCUCCGAGUACGCCACGCUCGAGUCCUCCGACACCGUCAAGGUCUUCAAGAACUUCAAGGAGAAGAAGACCUUGUCGCCCACGCUGGGCGCGGGAGGCAUCUUCGGCGGCUGCAUGCUGGGCAUCAAGUCCAUCAGCGGCGCCAUCUUCUCCUUCUACGACUGGGAACAUCUGGACCUGAUCCGGCGUAUCGAGGUGCAGCCGCGGCAGGUGUACUGGGCGGAGAGCGGCGCGCUGGUCUGUCUGGCGGCAGACAACAAGUACUACGUGCUGAGAUACGACGCCGCCAUGUUGGCCCGCGCCCGGGAGGACAACCUCGACGUCUUCGAGCAGGGCAAGGAGGCCUUCCAGGUGGUGGACGAGAUAAACGAGACGGUGAAGACGGGGCUGUGGGUGGGCGACUGCUUCGUGUACACGACGGCCGCCAACUGCCUCAGCUACUACGUCGGCGGCGACAUCGUCUCCCUGGCGCACCUCGACCGCCCCAUGUACAUCCUCGGAUACGUCGCCAAGGAGAACAGGCUGUACCUGAACGACAAGGAGCUGAACAUCGUGUCGUACGCGCUGCUGCGCUCGGUGCUGGACUACCAGACGGCGGUGGUGCGCGGGGACUUCGCGGCCGCAGACCGCGUGCUGCCCACCGUGCCCUACGACCAGCGCUCGCGCGUCGCACACUUCCUCGAGAAGCAGGGGUUCAAGCAGCAGGCGCUCGCCGUGGCCACGGAGCCCGGCCACCGCUUCGAGCUGGCGCUGGCGCUGGGCGAGCUGCGGCGCGCGCGCCAGCUGGCCGAGGAGCUGGCCGCGGCGGAGGGCGGCGCCGCGGGCGAGGCGGGCGCGGGCGGCGCCGCGGCGGCGCGCUGGGCCCGCCUGGGGGGCGCCGCGCUGGCCGCCGCCGACGUGCAGCUCGCCACCGACUGCUUCCGCAGCGCGCACGACUACAGCUCGCUGCUCAUGCUGGCCCUCAGCACCGGGUCGCGGGCGCUGGCGGGGGAGGUGGCGGCGGCGGCGGGCGCGGCGGGUGCGGACAACGUGUCGUUCGCGGCGCACUUCGCUCUGCACGGCUACGCGCGGUGUCUGGACAUCCUGCUGGCGGCCGAGCGCCACGCCGAGGCCGCAUUCUUCGCGCGGGCGUACGUGCCGUCGUGGCUGGAGGAGGCGGUGCAGAAGUGGCGCGAGGCGGGGAGAGACCGCGGCACCAAGACCUGGAAGCUGCUGGCGGACCCGCAGCGCUACUCCAACCUGUUCCCCGACUACCUGACCUCCCUGGAGCUGGAGUACUUCCAGCGACGGUUCCUGCGCGAGAUGAACUCGCCCGCCGCCCCGCUCGCCGCGCCGCCCGCCGCGCCGCUCGGCAACCGCGGCCGCCGCCUGGCGGAGGAGCGCGCCCGCAUGGAGGCGGAGGGCAAAUUCAAAAUGCCCGACUUCACUAAGCUAAGCCGGAGCGGGGUGGGGGGGGAGGAGCCCGCGCUGGAGAGGAAAAUAAGGGAGCGGCGGGAGUCCAUCGAGCUGGCGCAGGAACUGGACGAGUGCGAGCUCGACACCUUCCUGCUGGACGCGGAGGCGGAGGCGGAGGCGGAGGUGGACAGCGACAAAUACCUUCAGGAGGUCAGCGAUGUCAUUGGCGAAGAAGAUACGAAGAUACAGUAAUAUCUAAGUACCGGCACAUCUCUCACUGCUACAUCGUUGACGUAUUCGCUUUCUUGUUCUAAUUCAUAAUGAAUUCGAUGAGAAAUUACGUUCGCGACUGAACUAUAACCACUGAUAUGUGCCUUUAAAGAAUAUCUCUAGUUCUCUAUAUUCCUGAUUUAGUUUUUAAAUAUAAGUUAUUUUUAAAUAUUAUUUAUGUAUUUUCCAGAAUCACAACUUCCAUUACUUAUCGCUUUAAAUAUUACAAAUCACUUCUCCGUUGUGGCAUAAAUGCCGUUUGUUUAAUAUUUAAUAGGAAUACUACGAAUUUAAUUAUCUACCUAACUAAAAGGCCUAGUGAAAAGCCGAAAAGUUAUGUGUAUUGGUAAUUCCUAGUUGGAUUUUCCGGAAUUCGUGUUUUUACAGUAAUAUACAUGUUUAUCCUAACAAGUCAUCGAAUAAACAAGUAUGUAAGUAACCCAAAAAUCAAAUAAAAAACCAUUCCAGGAAUAUGUUUAUUCAAUAAAACAAUUUAAAUGUAAAAACAAAACCACUAGAGAUGUACAAUGU
Messenger RNA from Papilio machaon (common yellow swallowtail), 3526 nucleotides. RefSeq names its product coatomer subunit beta' (gene beta'COP). The transcript has 19 exons. Gene Ontology annotation, molecular function: protein binding; structural molecule activity. Gene Ontology annotation, biological process: endoplasmic reticulum to Golgi vesicle-mediated transport; intra-Golgi vesicle-mediated transport; retrograde vesicle-mediated transport, Golgi to endoplasmic reticulum. Lineage: Eukaryota; Metazoa; Arthropoda; Insecta; Lepidoptera; Papilionidae. The record is from RefSeq and is a predicted model, not a curated record. Gene Ontology annotation, cellular component: COPI vesicle coat. Bases 128 to 2977 code for a protein of 949 amino acids.